AUGCAAAAAUGCCUGUCCAAGCGGUAAGACAAAAAUUUUGAAAAAAUCCCAUCAUCAUAAGGAAAAUGGGCCCUCAAAACACUCGUUUUAUCUAUGAAUUUUCAGGACACGACCGCUAAUCAUGAUCCCGACAAUGCUCACAACACUGGCGUUGGCGCAGUUCAACAGCAGCAAUAUUAUCGACUUGCCGGUCAGUCGAUUCCCCGAGCCGAAAUGCACCUACAAUGUGCUGCAUGACGACAGAUACGGCAAGCAGGUGAUAGGGUAGGGGUUCUUUUUUCAUUUAGAAAUUUAAUUUUGUUGUUAGUUUCAAGUUUUCGCGGCGAAACCAAAAAAAAUGUAAAACUUAGGUCCCACCACGAACACUUGACAUACCAUUUUUUGUAAUAGUGUAUAGAUAAGACCAAUGUAUAUCAAAUUUGCUGGUUUUUAGAGCCAUUUUGCACUCUGGUUUGCCAAUUUUUACGUCUCUGCCAUGUUUUUCCCAAAAAUUCCUCAAAAAGUAUUCAAAAAAUCGGUAAAAAAUCAUAUUUCAAACCGAGAAAAGAAGGGCAAUAGCAUGUAAAUGAUAUAUCCUUCUUUUUAAUGCCAAACGCCAACGAAUUUCUAAUCCCCUGAGGGCAUAAAACAACUUUUUCUAAUAAAAUCCCAAUUUUUUCGAAAAAAAUCAGUUUUUCCAAAAAAAAAAUCGGUGAAAAAUUCAUUUGCAAAAUACGUAUAGGCAGCAAGCUUAUCUUACAUGAAGAACACAUUGUUUGCAGAAAAAUCAACAUUGGCGACCCAUUAUAUCACAAAUGGGAGUGUGACUACGGCGAGCGGACAAGCGUGGAUAUCUACUGCAUGAUGGUGCACAGUUGCACGGUGACCUCGCAACGACAGCAGCAGCCCAUCGAAAUUAUUGACGAGUUCGGCUGCACGCUGUUUCCGCAAGUCAUCAGCAAUAUUCGGUAUGACGCCGACUUGAAAGGAGGGCUCAAAGUUCAAGCCUUUUCGCUCGAUGUGGAUGAGGUAGGUUGCUCAAAACUAAAAAAGUACCCCAAGUGCGACGCUCAGAUUUUCUACAGUGGGGGACCUGAUCCAGUGGCAAAAAACGUACCAUUUUGCAUCCAGGAAGCAUCAAAAAUGUGGCAAAACACCUCCCUCUACAAGUGAAAAAACUCACAAAAAGCGCGUCCUCUCUUUUUGUGAGGAAAAAGGGCGUGCACUUCAAAACGAAGCGUUUUCACUUGGAGAGGGAUUUUGCCACAUUUUUGAUACUUCCCGGAUGCAAAAUGACACUGUUUUUGCCACUGGAUUAGGUCCCUCACUGCAAAUGUGCCAAAUAUAGUGACGGAUCUGAUCCUGUGGCAAAAAACGUACCAUUUUGCAUCCGGAAAGUAUCAAAAACACUGAGAAUACCUCCCUAUAAAAACUCUGCUCGCCCUCACAUAAAAAGAGAGGACGCACUUUUGAAACCAGAGUUUUUGUUCGCUUGAAAAGGAGGCACUUCACUACAUUUUUGACACUUCCCGGAUGCAAAAUGAUCCGUUUUUCGCCAUUGGAUCAGGACCGUCCCUAUAAGGGGAAAUGCUCAAAAAAAUCCCAAUUUAUCUCCCCUUUUCAGCCAGCCAUCAGUUUCCGAUGCAGCAUCAAACUCCUCUUGAAGCUAAAUGGCAUCUGCCGACGACCGCAAUGUGCCGUUCAAGCGGCCGAAUGGGUCCGAAAACGACGUUCAAUCGGCCGAUUUAACCGAGCUAAGUGA
Molecule: messenger RNA, 1741 nt
Organism: Bursaphelenchus xylophilus (pine wood nematode)
Lineage: Eukaryota; Metazoa; Nematoda; Chromadorea; Rhabditida; Aphelenchoididae
Source: the annotation of a GenBank genome assembly